UAUGUGGUGCACACCAGAAUUUAGGAGGGCUUAGUCACACCAAGAAACAGGUCUAAAAAGCACAUGUAUGUAGACACAUCAGGAAGCUGAAAGGAAAAAGACACAUCAGCAUAAAGAAAAAGAGGUCAACUUGACUGGAUUUACCUAAGUGGGAGGAAGUUGUCCUGUGGAAUAUUUUUGAUGAUUUUCUGCCACGUCUCAGUACUAUUGGGUAUCAUAACAAACUCACAAGUCUGCUCUUAGUCUGAUGAUGAGGAUGUUACUUUAGGGUUAAAAUUCCUCACAGUGACACAGUUGUAUGUGCCACAGAAACGACCAAAUUCCAAAUAAUAACCUGGAUGAAAAUAACUAACAAAUAAAGUGACCACCAGGCAGUAAACGAUAUGGAUGUUUUUGGAGGUGCUCCGCGUGUGCUCGGUUACCCAAGGCCAGUUCUGGUGAAAUGUGGAACCGAUGCCAUCCUUAAAUGUCAAAUUGGUGGAGAUCCCCAACCAGAUGUGAUCUGGGAGAGAAAGAAUGAGCCUAUUCCCUCUGAGGGACGUUAUCGUAUCGCCCAGGAGGGCAAAGUGUACACCCUUUCCAUUUCUAGAGUGACAGUAGAAGAUGCUGGACAGUAUAUUUGCAAAGCCAAGAACAAUAUUGGAGAUACCUAUGCAGCUGCUACCCUUAAAGUGGAAGAAGAAGCUCUAGAGCUCCAGAUAACACAACCUCCACCACCACCACAACAACAACUACAAAAUGAAGUAAAUGUGAUUCCGCCAGAACAGGAAAUUACAAUGAUAAAGCAACAACAGUUAGAGAAAGUACACCAAGAAGACCCAUUCCAUGAAAAUAAGCCUCGAUUUCUGAUCAAACCACUUUCCCUAAGAGUAGACCGUGGAGAAGAUGCUGCUUUCUCCUGUAAGCUGUGGGGUGACCCCCUGCCUGAGGUUGUGUGGAAGAAAGAUGGCAAACACUUAAAUGAGAUCUACGAGAGUGCACACUACCACGUUGGCCAGCAAGAUGGUGGCUGGUUCCAACUGAAGAUUUUUAGAACAAGAGCCCCAGAUGGAGGUGUCUACACGUGCAAAGCGAUGAAUGAGUACGGAGAAGCAAUGGUUGGUGCGGUGCUCUUGGUGGAGACCAUUCCAGAGCAAAGACGGGAAAGUGUGACAAACGGCUAUACCAAUGGGCACUGCUCAACACAUCAAAGUAGAGAUGUUCAUACAAAGGCCAAACACUCCAAAGAGCCUCACCUGAAUGUGGCAAAGGCUAAGAAAUUCACUGUGACAGAAGGCAAACAUGCCAAGUUCCGUUGUUAUGUAACUGGAAAGCCCAAACCGGAGAUUGUAUGGAAGAAAAAUGGGGAGGUUAUUGCACCAGGUCGGAGAUAUCUCAUUUUUGAAGACAGAGAAGGAUAUUACACACUAAAAGUGCUGUACUGCAAACAACAGGAUACAGGACUUUACAUAUGUGCUGCUUCAAAUGCACUGGGAAACACAUUGAGUGCUGUGCACCUGUCAGUAAAAGGGCCACCAGUCUGCUUCAAGCGAGCAUUACAAGAUGUGGAGGUUAGGGAGAGGGAUGUUGCCAUUUUGGAAUGUGAGGUUCCGGAAGAGUCCAUUUCCACGGCAUGGUACUUGGAAGAUCAAAGAAUACAGCCAGGGAAUAAGUAUAACAUGGAACAAAAGGGCACACGGAGAUGGCUCACCAUCCAAGAUGUUGGGGCGGAUGAUGAUGGGGUUUACCUGUGCGAGAUGCCUGACGGUGGAAAGAGUAUUGCAGAAUUGGCAGUUAAAGGUACAAUAGUGAAAAAGCUUCCACGGAGGCUAGAGGUAAUGGAGGGAGAGAAUGCAGCAUUCUGCGUUGAGGUAGAUGAGGAUGAGAUGGACAUCUACUGGUUUAAGGAUAGACUGCAGUUAAAAGAAACACAUCAAAUCAUCAUCAAGUCCUUCGGAAAAACCCACAUCCUGGUCUUUGUCAACACAUCGUACGAAGACUCUGGAACAAUCACCUUUAUGGCAGGCAGAUCGAAAACAAGUUCCAAGCUAAGAGUCAAAACUGCUCGACAUUGCCCACCCAUUUGUCCUGUGAGUGUCCAGAUGAACACUGACUGUCCAAAUGGUGCCAUCCUCUCCUGGUCACCAUCGCCCAACUUGCAAAACUCCAGCAAGUCAGUGUGUGUGCUAGAGCGACAAGAAGUAGGGUCUCAGGAGUGGCAGCGAUGCCUGACCACAGAGACUGGCACUUCUGCUGAGAUCCUAGGUGACAGUGUGCCAUGUGAGGGUGACUAUAGAUUCCGUGUCUGCUGCGUUAAUAAAUAUGGCAGAAGUGGCCAUGUGGAGUUUCCCAAAGCGAUACAUCUGGUCCCCGGUCCAAAGAUCAAAGUCCCUCUGAAGAAUGCUGUGGUCACGGAGGGGGAAGAUGCUGUAUUCUCCAUUGAGCUCUCAACUUCCAUGAUCGGCACAUGGUUCCUGAAUAGCAUGCAGCUGCAGGACAGCGAACGCUUCUCCGUAGCCCAGUCAAAGAACCAGCACAUCUUACGUAUUCAUCAGGUGCCUCACGUGUAUGAUGGAGCUGAGAUCACCUUUAUUGCUACUGGUGUACGAGAUUCAGCGGUACUACAGAUUAAAGCCGCUGUGGUGAAAUUUGUACCUCUGUCAGAGAUAGACACCGAGAAGUGCGUUGAGGUGGGAAACCCCAUUGUACUGUAUUGUGAGGUGUCCCACUCCACGGCCACUGUUAACUGGUUCAAAGAUGGACAGGAGAUCAGUGUAGACGAGAAGAUAAAUAUCCAAUCAGACGACUUCAUGCGGAGGAUUGUCAUUCAGUCAGCAGAAUAUUCUGAUUCUGGAGUGUACACCUGCAGAUCGAACAAUGACGUGCUCACAUUUAAUGUGAAUGUUGAAGCGACCCGCUUCACGUUUGAGUGUCUGUCAGAAGCAGAGAAGAACAGGUCUAUAGAGGCUGGAGAUCCCAUAGUUCUCCAUUGUGAGGUGUCAAACCCAGACGCUGAGGUGUGCUGGUUCAGAAAUGGGGAGCCUGUCUCUCCACAGGAUGGAAUAGAAAUCCAGACGAAUGGAAACAUCAGGACGCUGAUCAUCCAGUCUGCAGAUUAUUACGAUUCUGGCACAUAUAGUUGUCAGUCAGCUGAUGAUGUAGCUGUGUUUCAGGUGGACGUUACAGGUCCACCUGUGUCAUUUAAAGAGGUUCCACAAGAAGAAAGGCAGAAAAACACUAUGGAACUGAACCCUGUGGUUUUGACCUGUGAACUCUCACGACCAGAUGCACCCGCCUGCUGGUUUAAAGAUGGACUUGAGGUUCUUCAGUCAGACAAUAUUACCGUCCAAGCUGAAGGCACCAUGAGAAGACUUAUAAUCCGUUCAGCCAAGAUUGCCGAUGCUGGGACAUAUACAUACCAAGCAGGCGACAAUGCCAUGUCGUUUUCUGUCAACAUUAAAGAACCCCCAGUUACAAUUGUGGACCCGAAGGAUGACGUACACAUCGAACGAUAUGUCUCGGAGGAAAUCGUCCUGAAAUGCGAGCUCUCUCGUUCUAACGGAGACGUUCAGUGGUUUAAAGAUGGCCUGAAGCUUCAGGAGAGCGAAAACAUCCUUCUCAGUGCCGAGGGGCCAUACAGGAUGGUGACUAUUCUCCAUGCUUUCAGACGGGAUUCUGGGGAGUAUGUAUGCGAUACAGGGGACGACUCAGUUUUCUUCCAGCUCAUUGUCACAGAGGCUCCAGUGCGUUUUGUGUCCCCCAGUGAGCCAGAGGUAGAUGUGUGUAUACUGAGUUCUGAGAGGCUGGUCCUCAGCUGUGAGAUAUCCAAAGCAGAUGCAGAAGUCUGCUGGUAUCGUGAUGGCAUGGAGGUAGAGGAGAAUGAUAACUUGAUACUGGAGGAUGAUGGGAUUUACCGCAGACUGGAGAUUCCAUGCACUACCAUAGAUGAUUCUGCAGAAUAUGUAUGCGAGAUAGCAGAUGACUCUGUCACGUUUUGGGUGAAAAUAGAAGAGCCGCCCGUUCAGCUUUCUUGCUCCAAGGAGUCAGGUAGUUUAACAGAGAGUUUUACUGGUGAUCCUGUGGUCCUGGAGCUUGAGGUUUCCCGUAAUAAUGCAGACGUGUGCUGGAUGAAGGACGGAGUUAAGGUGGAGGAGAGCAGCAACAUUACAAUUACUGAGAACGGCCUUGUUCGCAAACUAACCAUCCAUUCACCAACUCAAAAGGAUUCUGGGAUAUAUACAUGCAAUGCUAUAGAUGACACAAUGGAUUUCCUAGUCAAAAUAAAUGAGUCACCGAUAAAAAUUCUAAAGAAAGAUGAGAUCAAGAUAGAGCACAAAGUUGCAUUGUAUGACGACAUUGUGUUAGAGUGUGAGCUGUCCCAGGCCAACAGUGUGGUCAAUUGGUAUAAAAACGGCAGUCCUAUUGAGGAAAAGGAGCGCUUUUGUUUUGAAGAGGAAGGGACCUUCAGAACCUUAGUCAUUCUUUGUGCCGAGCUGCAAGACUCUGGAGAAUACGUCCUCGAUGCAAAUGAUGAUAAGAUUUCAUUUCAUGUCACAGUACAAGAGCCUGCGGUGAGGAUUAUUGGAAACUCUGGUGAGUCCGAAUACCAGGAGAUGGUGACAGGCGAUGACCUCAUCUUAGCUUGUGAGGUUUCUCGAGCCAAUGCACCCGUUACGUGGUUCUUUAAUGAUAAACCAUUGGUCCCUAAUGAGCGGAUGCAUAUUGAGAGCAAUGGGACACUCCGGAGACUGACGUCAUCCAACCUCCUCCUCUCUGACUCUGGGAAAUACAUUUGUGAUGCUGUUGACGACAAAAUGAUUACUGUUGUUAAAGUUCAAGAGCCCCCAGUUGAGUUCCUCAACAAAGAAGAGGUGAACUUAGUGACUGGUUACGAAGCAGAGUCUUUAACCCUGACCGCCAUGGUUUCUAGACACAAUGCCCCAGUUCGGUGGCUUAAAGAUUGGACUUCAGUCAGUGGAGAACGCUUCUACAUAGGCAGCGAGGGCCUGACCCACACUCUCACCAUCGACCCAUUAAAGAGGCUCGACAGUGGAGAGUACAUGUGUGAUGCAAACACGGAUGAGAUGCACUUCAGUCUACUGGUUAAAGAGAUGCGUAUUAAAUUUGUAAAACCACUGGUUGACACGGUGGGUCAUAAAGAUGGUAUGGUCACACUACGCUGUGAGUUGUGCAAGCCAAAAGCUGAUGUCCAAUGGCUUAAGGAUGGAGUGGAGAUCAUUCCCAGUCGUCGCUUCUCUAUCCGUGCCGACGGGCCAGAGAGGAGUCUUACCAUCCAUCGUAUCUCCAAAGAAGAUGCCGGAGAGUAUGCUUGCGAGUCCAAAGAUGACUGCACCCGCGCCAGAUUAAGGGUGGAAUUGCCCCGUGUGGUGGAAUUCCUCACAGAGCUUCGCAAUACUACGGUCAUGGAGGGUGAGGAUGCUACCUUCAAGUGUGUGGUCUCCCCUGAUGAUGUUCAGCUGGUCUGGCUCAUGGACGGAGAAGCCAUCAAUCCCAGUGAUCGCUUCCAUAUCGAACAGAACGGCUUAUGUCACACUCUGAUUAUCCGGAAGGUCCAGCAUCUGGAUUCUUCCCGAAUCACAGCAGAGGCUGAGGGUGUCAUAUCUAAAGCCAGCCUCAAGGUCCAGGAUGCACAGGUGUUGUUUACCAAAAGAAUGGAUGCAGUGAUGGCUGAAGAGUUUGGAGAGGCUACGUUGGAGACAGAAGUUAGUCUGGAGUCUGGAGAAGUGCAGUGGAUGAGACAGGGGGUGGUGAUCCAGCCAGGACCCAGACAUAAACUGACUCAGAACGGCUGUAAACGCAGCUUGACCAUCUCUAACCUCAACCUGUCCGAUCGAGGCACAUAUCGCUGUGAGACCCUUCAUGAUCGUACGCAGGUCAAACUCAACGUGGAGCCGAGGAAGAUUGUCAUACGCAGGGGGCUGAUGGAUGUUGAGACAUAUGAGAGAGAGACGGCAUCCUUUGAGGUGGAACUUUCGCACGCUGAUGUGGAGGGCGUGUGGCAAAAAGACGGUCUGCGUAUAAAACCUAGUAACACCUUUCGCGUUAGUUCCAACGGACGAGUACACGGCCUCACUCUCUCCAACCUCAUGGUGGAGGAUUCGGGGUGCAUUGUCUUUAUGGGAGAAGGUCUGAGAACAACUUCCAGGCUAGUAGUGAAAGAACCGCCAGUAAUGAUCAUUAAGAGGCUGUCUGAUGUCAGGUGUGAAGACGGAUCUUCAGUCACUUUGGAGUGUGAGCUGUCUAGGCAAAAUGUGGAUGUCAUAUGGCAGAAGAACGGGUUAGAGCUUAAAUCCACCAAGGCUUUGAGGAUUUAUUCCAUGGGACGUAAGCGUUGUUUACAGAUCAUGGAGUCCAGCGUCAGUGACUCGGGCGUUUAUACCUGUGACCUAGGUGAUCUCAACUCUUCCUGCAAACUUGAGGUCUAUGAACGCGAAUUAGAGAUCAUAACUGGCUUGAAGGAUCUUUGCAUUAAAGAGGACCAGAAUGCUGUUUUUAUGUGUGAGGUGUCUAUGGAAGAAAUGCCUGGGGAGUGGUACAAGAAUGGCAGCAGGAUACGUCCAACCAGCACCAUUAAAACUCGUAGAGAGGGCACAAAGCACUUCCUACUUAUAUGCAAUGUGAAGGCAGAAGAUUCUGGGGAGAUCAAGUUCGUUUCCAAGCAAAUCGAGUCGAUUGCUCAUCUUGAGGUCGAAGAGCUCCCUGCAAGCAUCGUCCGUCCCCUUAGGGAUCGCACAGCACUAGAGAAACACAGAGUCAUUCUCGAAUGCACCGUGUCAUCCCCAAGGUGUGACGUCACAUGGUAUAAAGAGGGCGAAGAGCUGGAAUCCACAGAACACAUGGAAAUAAUAGAAGAGGAUUGUUACCAUAAACUGAUCAUCCACCAGGUGGCGCUGGAGGAUGAAGGAACCUAUAGCAUUGAGGUUGGAGAGCACACGUCAACAGCCAAGCUACUGGUAGAAGCCCAGUCUAUCCAAGUGAAAAAGAAUCUAGAAGAUGUGGAGGUACGGGCUCCUGAACCAGCUUGCUUUCAAUGUGAAGUAUCUGUGACACUCGUCAAGCCCCCCAUCUGGACUUUGAAAGGGGAGACCCUGCAGUCGGGACCUGAUGUGCGAAUAGAAAACCGAGGAAGUGUCCACAAGCUGACGUUCAGAAAAACCAGCUGUGACAUGAGCGGGAUAGUCCAGUUUAACACAGGGAAAGCCAAAAGCAGUGCGAAACUCACAGUGCUGAACUGAAAUAUGCAAAGGUCAGUUAUGAGGACUGUACAAAACAGGAGAAAAUUAUAAAAAACUGGAUGUGUGAUCACAUCCUGAUAUUCUUAGUAAUAGUCUUUGAUGUGUUAAUCUCACGUUCUUAACAAAGAUUCAACAAUGGUAUCGAAAAGGUUGUUAAACUGAUAAUCACCCAAUUCACCCAAAAAUGAAAAUUCUGUCAUAUUCACCCUCAGAUUGUUCCAAACCUGUAUACAUUUCUUUGUUCUGCUAUAGAAGAUAUUUGUAAGAAUGUCAGUUACCAAACAGAUCCCAUCCCCCAUUGACUCCCAUAGUAUUGAUUUUCCCUACUAUGGAAGUAAAUGGGGGAUGAGACCUGUAAAUUGAAGGUGAACAUGGAAAAUGUUAGGACAACCCACAAUGGUUAAAAUGUAAGGGUACCCCUUAUCUGUCUUUUGUAGUAUGAAUGAAAUAGAAGUAUGUGGAUAAAACAAUUUGUUUUUUAUUAUUUAUGAUCUUUAAUAUUUUACUGACAAAACGGCAAUUAAUAUAAU
This is a messenger RNA of Triplophysa rosa, 7765 nucleotides long. It is a transcript of the gene obsl1a, whose product is annotated as obscurin like cytoskeletal adaptor 1a. The transcript has 25 exons. Gene Ontology annotation, molecular function: protein binding. NCBI's taxonomy places the organism in Eukaryota, Metazoa, Chordata, Actinopteri, Cypriniformes, Nemacheilidae. The record is from RefSeq and is a predicted model, not a curated record. The coding region runs from base 384 to 7235 and encodes 2283 amino acids.